AUGGCGAACGCUGGCGGCGGGGCGGUCGGGGAAGGGGAGUGGCUCAUGGUCGCCCAGCUCAGGGCCCUCGUCCAGGCGCAGGACCCACGCGCCAAGAACUACUACCCGGAGCGGCUGGGCAAGGCGCUGAUGAUCAACGUGCCCUACAUCUUCCUCAAGGUGUGGAAGACCAUGAUCUACCCCUUCAUCGACGCCAACACCAGGGACAAGUUCGUGUUCGUGGAGGACAAGAGCCUGCGGGAGACGCUGCGGCGGGAGAUCGACGAGAGCCAGCUCCCGGAGUUCCUCGGCGGGAAGUUGCCCCUCGUCUCCCUCAAGGACUACGCCCAGCAGUCUCAGCCCGUUUGCGAGUGA
Messenger RNA from Miscanthus lutarioriparius, 354 nucleotides. Lineage: Eukaryota; Viridiplantae; Streptophyta; Magnoliopsida; Poales; Poaceae. The record is from the annotation of a GenBank genome assembly.